Fusarium coffeatum is the source of this 1317-nucleotide messenger RNA. RefSeq lists its product as uncharacterized. Lineage: Eukaryota; Fungi; Ascomycota; Sordariomycetes; Hypocreales; Nectriaceae. Gene Ontology annotation, molecular function: mannan endo-1,6-alpha-mannosidase activity. The transcript has 3 exons. The coding region runs from base 1 to 1317 and encodes 438 amino acids. The record is from RefSeq and is a predicted model, not a curated record. Gene Ontology annotation, biological process: carbohydrate catabolic process; fungal-type cell wall biogenesis.
AUGGAUGACAGCAAAUCAAUCAAGAGCGCAGCCAGCAAGGCAGCAAAGGGCCUGACAGGUUGGUACACAGGAAUGAAUCCAGGCGACACACCAGGAAACUUGCCAGAUCCUUACUACUGGUGGGAGGCCGGAGCCAUGUUCGGUACUCUAGUUGACUACUGGUGGUUGACAGGAGACGACACAUACAACAAGAUCACAAAACAAGCCCUGAUUCAUCAAGCAGGCCCAGAUGGCGAUUACAUGCCCGACAACCAAACCAUGACCGAAGGAAACGACGACCAGGGCUUCUGGGCCAUGGCCGCCAUGUCAGCAGCUGAGCAUGCAUUCCCGGAUCCCCCCGAAGACACCCCCGGAUGGCUUGCUCAGGUCCAGGGUGUAUUCAACGAGUAUGUCAGUCGCUGGGACGAUGAGUGGUGUGGUGGUGGAAUGCGCUGGCAGAUCUUCAAGUGGAACACCGGUUACGAUUACAAGAACGCCAUCUCUAACGGUUGCUUUUUCAACGUCGCCUCUCGUCUGGCGCUGUACACUGGUAAUCAGACUUACGCCGAUUGGGCUGAGAAGGUUUGGGACUGGCACACCAAGGCCGGAGUUGUCACCGACAAGUUUGAGGUCCUCGACGGUGUCCAUAUCGGCAAGCACAAGGACGCGGUUUGUGACGAUAUCGACAAAACACAAUGGUCUUACAACACUGGUAUCUUCCUCCACGGCGCUGCCACCCUUUACAACCUCACAUCCGACGACAAGUGGAAGAAGCGCACCGACGGUCUCCUUCAGGAUGUUUUCAACAAGUUUGUCAAGGACGAGAUCCUUUACGAGCAGUUUUGCGAGCCCCAUAAGCAGUGCAGUCAGGAUCAGGAGAGUUUCAAGGGUUACCUCGCCCGAUGGUUGGCUGCCACCACGCAACUGUACCCGGGCACCAAGGAAAAGAUCAUGAAGCUCCUCAAGACAAGUGCCCAGGCCGCUGCCAAGGUCUGCACCGGUUCUGGACAAAACUACAAGGGUCCCUCUGGUACAGCGUGCGGCUUCUCCUGGACAACGGGCACCUUCGACGGCUCCGUCGGCGUGGGACCCCAGAUGAACGCGCUCUCGAUCUUCAUGUACAAUCUUGUCGGGGAUGCAAAGGGACCUGUUACGGCCAAGACCGGAGGUACAUCCAAGGGUAACCCCGGUGGCGGUAACGCUGAUUCUAAUAACGAGGACGGAAAGCCCAAGCUGAAGGAUAUCACCGGGGCUGACAAGGCUGGUGCUGGUAUCUUGACUUUUCUCUUCGUGGCUGGUGUAAUUGGAGGCGUUUCUUUCCUCGUUCUCGACUUUUAG